Fonsecaea multimorphosa CBS 102226 is the source of this 1452-nucleotide messenger RNA. RefSeq lists its product as uncharacterized. NCBI's taxonomy places the organism in Eukaryota, Fungi, Ascomycota, Eurotiomycetes, Chaetothyriales, Herpotrichiellaceae. The coding region runs from base 1 to 1452 and encodes 483 amino acids. The transcript is spliced from 2 exons. The record is from RefSeq and is a predicted model, not a curated record.
AUGUAUCACCUGUGGACCAAAGAGGAAGAAGAAUUUCUCUGCGAUUCUCUGGAUCGCGUCGUCGGAGAAUCCUUCCCAGGUGUCUCUCAGACGGCGACAGAAGUUCAGUCGGACUUCGUGAACAACUUCGAACAGGGAGCCUCUCAACCCACCCACACACAGAUCUUCAACAAGAUCCACGGUAUUGCUCGCAGCCUCGGGAUCAAGCCAGACGACCUUCUCCGAAAUUGGGCAGAUCAUGUUACAAAAGUGCGGACGAAACUCGAGGCUAGGAAGCGAGGACCCGCGCCUAAAAAGCGCAGGCGGAAGAUGGAAUCAGAGUUGUUUUCUGAUGAAGAUGCCUUCCAAAGCAACAACAGCCACAACAACAGCCAGAAAAACUCUGCUGCUCGUGAAAGUGAAGUCGCAGAAAGCUCUCCUGCCGGCUCACCCGAAGCGCCGACGACAAGCCCCCUUUCCGAAUGCAACCCCUCCCUCACUCAACACAAUGAGGCUGACACGGAUCUCCCACUCCGUCGCCAUUCCAUGGAUCUUGAUGAAUGGGAAUACAAGUUCCUUACCUAUCUUCGAGCCCACCGCGGUACCAUCGGCUACGCGACCCCUCUUGCUCACGAACACAUCCAGCAAAGGCUGCAAAAAACCAUGUACCUCAUGGAUGAGAGCUUUGUUCGUUUCAUGCAGGGAACCAGAACUAUAAUGCCGACUUCGUCAAGGCUGACGGGACAGUCGCUAGAACUGGUUCGUGUAUUGGUUGAUUCGACGAAAGACGAAGCAGCGAAGCGGCGCCUGAAGACUCUCGUCGCCGGACCUCACAUGUCCGACAGGGUCCUCUUUCGUGCUUGUGCGGCUGCGGCAAUUUACAAAUGGGCGCUGAACCCAUUCGACCAGAGCGUCCGACACGUCCCCUCGCCUGACUGUGAUCAAUGCAAGCUUUUCGAUAUUUGCGAUCAUUUCAACCACCACCUCGUUCGCAAUGUGAGUGUGAACCGAUUUAACCAGUACCUCGACAAAGUCAUCAGACCAUCACUGCCAGGACGUGCGUCGGAAAUCCAAGAAAAGCUUUACAACGUCUUCAUCAGUAUCUCCGUCCCCUCGGCGAGGGUGGGCAACUCGGAGAAUGAAGGGUUUGAGUUUCAAGACCGAAAACUGGGCCAGUGGCAAGAGUCCAUUGAGACUGCGCUUCUAGAGCUGCUGGAUAUGAGGACCACCAUGGCCAAGUGUAUGCUGGUCUACGGCUCCAGGCUCCCGUCAAUCGGACAUCCCUUCGAGGCGGAGUGGAUGGAACCGGCUCACCGAGAGGACAAUAGGUUCACGACAAGCGACCGGGUUUACCUGUGUCUCCGUCCUGCUGUGUUUGCUCACAACCGGCUGGACAACCCGAGACCAAAGAUCCUUGUCUCUCCUGCCCUUGUAAUGGUCGAAGGCUACGAGGCGGACUUGACGCAGACUUGA